Sphenostylis stenocarpa is the source of this 543-nucleotide messenger RNA. Lineage: Eukaryota; Viridiplantae; Streptophyta; Magnoliopsida; Fabales; Fabaceae. The record is from the annotation of a GenBank genome assembly.
AUGGCACCCCCCAAGAACGAUGAAUCAGCCAAGAAAACUAGCAACAGAGCAUGGACCGCGGAGGAAGAUCAAAAGCUAGCCCAAUGCAUUGAGAUUCAUGGUGCAAAGAGGUGGAAAACUGUUGCUAUUAAAUCAGGUCUAAACAGAUGUGGGAAAAGUUGCAGGUUGAGAUGGUUAAACUAUCUGAGACCCAAUAUCAAGAGGGGCAACAUAUCAGUGGAAGAAGAGGAUUUGAUCAUUAGGCUUCACAAACUGCUGGGAAACAGGUGGUCAUUGAUAGCUAAGAGGCUUCCAGGACGAACAGACAAUGAAAUUAAGAACUACUGGAAUACUUGUUUGUGCAAAAAGGUUAAUCAUCACACGAAGGUGAAACCAAAAAUUUCAAUGGCACAACCAACACAGUUGACUCAGAAUACUGAGGAAAAAGUAGCAGUAGAGAAUAAAGAAGUCACUGAUGAUGGGGACUCAGAAGUUAACUUUGAUGUCAACGAAUUCUUCAACUUCUCCAUUGAAGGACCCUAUGCGUUGGAUUGGAUGAUCUAG